UUCAACAGAGGGCAAAGGCUGCGGAUGCAGCUAGGAAUCUUCGCACUGUUGGGGCGAUCACGUCAUCUGAAAGACGCGGGGAAACGGUUUGUUCGUUUCAAAGAUGUCUUCAGCAAAAUGUGGCGCAUAUCAGUUUUAACCAUGAUUUGUAUGGCCAUUAUAGCUGUAGAAAGUUGUAAUGAAGCAGUAUGUGCAAGUGUUGUGAGCAAGUGCAUGCUCACCCAAUCUUGUAAAUGUGACCUCAAGAACUGUUCAUGUUGCAGAGAAUGUUUUAGUUGCCUUAGCCACUUGUAUAGCGAGUGUUGUUCAUGUGUUGAUAUGUGCCCAAAGCCGAAUGAUACUGGCAGUGCUCUGAGUAAGAAAAGCCAUGUUGAAGAAUUCAAUGACUCGUAUCCAUCCCUCUUUGCUGCACUUACCACUGAACCAGAUCCUAAUAAUCGUUGGAUUACCUAUACAUAUGUUAAUGUAAUUGACCGGAUGCCUUAUGUGCCUGAUGUGCAUAAAAGCCUAGAGCUUCACACACAAAGUGUAGACCAACAUGUAAAUGUUACGUCUGAUUUGGAUUCCAAAAAUUGUACGGUGGUGUUUAUAAAUGAGUGUACCACAUGGAAAAAGUGCAGUGACACUUGCCAGUCUAUGGGAUCAGCAUCAUAUCGCUGGUUUCAUGAUGGUUGUUGUGAAUGUAUUGGUCCUCUUUGUAUUAACUAUGGUAUUAGCGAGAGCAGGUGUAAGAAUUGCUCAUCAGAUAAUCAUGUAGAAGAAGGAGAGGGUUAUGAUACAGAUGGUGAUUACGGUGGUGAUUAUAAUGACUAACAUUUAAUAGUACUUCUUACUUUUAUUAAUAUGAGAAAUAAACACUGUGUCAUUUGAGUGUUAAAUAUGGUGAAUGUUGUGUUGGACUUAAUUUGAAUGGUUCAUAGUCACUUUUGGGUCAGUUGUUAAAUAUGAUAGGGGUUUUUCAUUAUAGAAAACCAGUGGGUUGAUAAUAAAUUAACUGAAAGAUCAGCUGUUCCCAUCUAUGAAUGGGGUUCAGAAUUAAAACUGUAAUGAAAGUUGAACGUAAGCUAUUUUCUGGUUUACGUGCAAUUUAUUUGUGUAUGGUUUUAAAGAACACCACUUAACCCUUUUGAUUGAUAUUUUCUGUUUCAAUGCUUGUGAUGGCUGUGAAAUGUGAUGAAUCUUUCAGCAUUUUGUUGAUGGAUCUUUGUGCCAAGGAGAGAAUGUGUUCAAGUGCCAAUAUUACUCUUCAUAGAAGAGAUUUGCUAUUGCUAUUUCUUUCUAAAAUAAAGUACAUUUUCCAGAAUGUAAUAAAACUAAUGUAUAACACAUUAUAAAGAUUUAUACAUACAAAGAAUUUGUAUCAUAGAAACAUUUAGUAUUAAAUAUUUGAUGUGGCAUUUAAUUUGUAACUCAUUUUAAUAUUGUAUGCCUAGGUAGAGGUAGAUUUUGUAUUUUUUGCUAUUAUUCUACUAAACUAUUUUGCAGGGAUGUCAACUAAUGUGAACAUAAGAUCUUUAUUAUCAAUAAAUUUCCAUGUGAUAACUUGAGAAAAAUUACAGCAUGAGAGUUUCACUAUGCUAUAAAUUCAGUACCUGUGUAGGUACUGUUCUGUUAACCAUAUUUUGCAAGUUUGUGUAACAUAGUUUUUACUUAUUGCCACUAUGAAAGGAUUUUGUGAAUGUAAACUAGAAUAUAGCAUUCUUGUAUAAAAAAAAUUUAAUUACUAUUCAUUAAUUGUUUAAAGAUCAGACAUACCUCUAAUUAAUCUUAAGUCUGUUAUAUGAAUGAUGUGGUAAUUGCUGUGCAUUAUUUUGAAAUUUCUGUUUUAAUUUCUUGUUCUCUCUCUCUUUCUACAGUGUAUGUAUAUUUAUAUGGGGAGUACGGGUGGGUAACAAUAUAAUAUGUAUUUCAAACUGAUCAUAGUUAUGAUGAAAAGGAGAGUUAGUUUUCGUCAUUACGAUGAGGCUUUAUAUUUUGCGUGUUAUUCUUCGGAACAAAAUUUUCAGAUGUUAACAAAUUGCAAACUAGUUAAGUAUUUUACACAACUGUUUUUGAUUAAAAAUAUGGAGUUGGCACACUGUUCUACAUUGUUCUUGCAUCUCUUGAAAUGAUAAGAAUUGUUUAAGUUGCACUGUACUUUUGUACAGUUUCACCUUCUUAUCUUCCUUGCCCAUUCAUAAUUGAAAAUUUUUGGGGUAUUUAUUGAUAAUAAUUUAGAAAUCACUGCCAGAUUGUGAUCCUAUUGACACCCCUGUUCAAUGAAUUCUCAAGAAAUGUAUUGCUCUCUCUCUCUCUCUCUCUCUGUUCUAUAACCUAAUGAAUGUUCAAGCAAAGAAACUUUCAUUAUAUUUUGUGGAAGAAUUGGUGAAGUUGUCCUAACCAAGAAGUUCAGCAAAAACAGAAAGAAAAUGCGGUAGAACUAGGAACAAUAUUUGUAAAGUUUGCUACUAUAGUUGUAUUUUUAUAAUUCCAGAAACUUUUUACAAAUGUUUUAUACAAUGAAACUUAAAAAUGCAUUGAUGUAUUUUUUGUAUUGGUAGAAUAACUAUUUCCGUCCAUUUAUUUUGCUAUAAAUGAAAUUAUUUGUUAUUGUGUUACUUAGCAUCAAUGAAAUUACAUGUAAAUAUUUUGUGGGUAUAAUAUUUGUAAUGUAAAAAUGCUCAAAUUUGUGUUGAAAUAAAUAUAAUAUUUGUGAAUAAUGUUGUGUGUAUAAUGUUAGAACACCACUUAUACAGGUUUUUUUGACUAAAUUGAGCUUCUUUAUGAUAUUCCCAAAAUAAACUAGAUAUAUUAUUU
Molecule: messenger RNA, 2796 nt
Organism: Gryllus bimaculatus (two-spotted cricket)
Lineage: Eukaryota; Metazoa; Arthropoda; Insecta; Orthoptera; Gryllidae
Source: the annotation of a GenBank genome assembly